This is a messenger RNA of Oncorhynchus kisutch (coho salmon), 5860 nucleotides long. RefSeq names its product tectonin beta-propeller repeat-containing protein 2. Bases 197 to 4330 code for a protein of 1377 amino acids. Gene Ontology annotation, molecular function: protein binding. The record is from RefSeq and is a predicted model, not a curated record. Lineage: Eukaryota; Metazoa; Chordata; Actinopteri; Salmoniformes; Salmonidae. The transcript has 20 exons.
CCCGCGAGACUAGGAAGUCGUAGGGUUGUUGACAACCAUAGCGCUUGACGUUCAUCGAAUAAUAAAUCAUAGAAGGAUGCGAUAGCAAUGUCGCCAGGGCUAUCUUUUAUACACGAGUUUAGCGUAACGUAUGUGUCAUCUAUAUGAUAACAGGAUAUAGGGACAUAAUAUAAUAGCAGAGCAUUGCCUGUGCACUAUGGCAGCCCAAACUCCUCCACAGAGCGCCCUGAGGGAGUUCUGUCCCCUAUACUACUUGCUUAAUGCAAUACCUGCCAAGGUCCAGAAAGGCUUCCGCUCUGUAGUGGUCUACCUGACUGCUCUGGACACCAACAGCGAUUACAUUGCUGUGGGGAGCAGUAUCGGGAUGCUCUACCUGUACUGCAGGCGGGUCAGCCAGAUGAAAAAAUACAGCAUAGAGGGGAAAUCCGAAGCUAUCACAGCAGUGAAGCUGCUCAGUUGUUUUGAUGACUUGGUGGCAGUGGGCACGGUGUUUGGUCGGGUUGCUGUCUUUCAACUGGUGUCUCAACUUCCAGGCAGGAACAAACAGCUAAGGCGAUUUGAUGUGGUUGGUUUGCACAAAAGCACAGUCACUGCCUUGGCCUGGAGUGCUAAUGGAAUGAAGCUCUUCUCUGGUGACGACAAAGGAAAGGUUGUGUACUCUACCGUGGACCUGGAUCAGGGUGUGUGUAACCCAGUGCUACUGUUUGAGGAGCUGUCAGCCAUAGUCCAGCUGGAGUACAGUCAGAAGGUCCUGCUCAUCUCCUCUUAUCAGAGAUCCCUGCUGUUCUACACCCAGGAACAGAACCUGCAGCAGCUGGGCACCAAGCCUAGGAAGAGCAAUGGGAAGUUUGGUGCGUGCUUCCAGCCAGGCCUGUGUAAGCAGAGUGACCUGCUUGUCUAUGCAGCGAGGCCUGGCCUCCGGCUGUGGCGGACGGAUGUAAGUGGGCUUGUGGUGGACACACUGGUCCUCAAGCGUCUGUUCAACCAGGAGGUGCCACAGUUUGAGCUGUUUGCCAGGCCGGGCCCGGCAACGGGGGGUUGUCGGCCCCAUGAGAGGCAGCUGGGUGUGGUGAGCUGCUUCCUCAGAGAGGGCUGGGUCCUCAGCUGGAACGAAUAUAGUGUCUACGUGUUGGACUGCCUCAACCAGGUGAUCAUCGGUGCACUGGAGAGCUGUGGGGACAUCGUCUCUGUAUCAUGCACCGAAAAUGAAAUCUUCAUCCUGAAAGGAGAUCGGGACAUUGUUCGCAUCUCAAAUGCUCCUGAGGACUUGGCUUCCAACAUUUCUGAGUUGUCCUUCCGUCUGACCUCUCCCCUGACCACUCCUACCAUCCUGCUCUCUCCAACCGGCUCCGUGGAGACAGUCCAGACUAUCAGGACAAUGGCCAUCAUCACAGAGCAGGGGGAGCGGGAGAGGCUGGUGGAUGAGGAGGUGCUGGAGCAGGACCAGCUGAGUAACAGCCCCGAGGCGGGGAAGGCCGGCGCCCUGAUGGAGAGGGCUGAGGUGGGGGAGCGACUGGACCACCAGAGAGGGGGCAUUGUAGGGGGCACCAGUGAUUUUCAUAGCCGCAGCAGUUCCAUCACGUCCUGCCACAGCGUUCAGGGCAUGAUGCUCUCCACCAGCACCAUGGAGCAGUCAGAGCUCUCCUCCAGCCAAUACAGUGCCAUCAACCAGGAGGACUUUCAGCAUGAGCUGGUGGUCCAGGCCAUCAAAGUCAAGAAGAAGGCCAAGAGGAGGAGGCAAGAAAGUGGAAACCGCAUCAGUGAGCAGCACAACAGCUGGUCCGAGAGCAUUUACAGUCAGGAUGGAGAAGGGGGCAGUGACGGGGGGACCAGCACCUCUAUCAGUGAGCCCCCCUCAAGUUUACCGUGCAGCAGUCUGGACCUACAGAGCAGGAGCAGCGGAUCCCCCGACCAGGAGGUUUCCAUCAGUGGGGGCUCUCCAGAACUCACUGCCUCUGGAGCUCAGAGCCAGGGUGGUGACCAGAGAGAGGACCCUCUGACUCAGACUCAACCCCCUGGGUCUCAGACUCCCUCCUGCCCCAUGUCCCUUCCCUCCCAGUACAUGGAGUGCCAGUCCUACCCAAAGAAUGGCAAUAGCCCCUCCAUCACUAACAAAGAGGGGGAGGCUCCCACCCGACACGUAGACCUAUUCCUGGAGUGCACCUUUGCCUACAUGCAGACCUCGAAGGAGCAGGACCCCAUGGAGGAGCAGGAGGAUGAUCUCCUGAGCCCCCUCAUUGGGCUGGAUGACUUGGACCAGGAUGACCCACACCACCAGCACUGUCUGCUGGAUCUGGAGCCUCCUAGCUGUGUUGAUCAGAUGUGUUAUUCCCUGGAGCCUAAGCAGUGCCCCUCUAGUGACGAGGAGGACAUUUACGCUGUCCACGGAGUUCCGUACUCAGCCUCCAGCGCCAGCCUGGGAGACAGACUCAAUGCCCUCAACCUCCAAGGGUCCAACAUCAGGCAGCAGGACCAAGACAAGACGUUGGCAGAGAGCUGGAUGGGCUACACAGGACCAGGCUGUGGCAUCCUCAACCUGGUUGUGACAGACCAAUACAUCUGGUGUCUGGACUUUAAAGGAGGCCUGUACUGCAGUGCCCUCCCAGACAGGGGCCUGAGCUGGCAGAAGUUUGAGGACAAUGUGCAGCAGGUGGCACUGUCACCUUCAGGGUCCCUGCUAUGGAAGGUGGAACAGAAGACCAUGACAGCGUAUGCAUGUGGUAAAGUCACCAUCAAAGGAAAGAGGCACUGGUACAAGGCCCUGGAGGAUUCUGCCUUUGUAGCGCUUGGUGAAGACACAGCAUGGAUCAUCCGAACCAGCGGGGACCUCUACAUGCAGACAGGUUUGAGUGUGGACCGUCCGUGUGCACGAGCUGUGAAGGUGGACUGCCCAUGUCCUAUGGCCCAGAUCGCAGCGCGUGGCGGGGUGGUGUGGGCCCUCAGCCAACACAGGGCCGUCUUCUACAGAGAUGGCGAUGGCCUCAGCAGCUCCUGCUCUGAGGGGGAAAUGUGGAAGUAUGACAAAAUCAGUGAGAGUCAGGGUCUGGAGCCCAUCUGUAUAGCCCUGGGAGAGAGCAACACGGUUUGGGCUCUGGACACCAGCGGCAGUCUGUGGUUCAGGACUGGAGUCACUGCCAGGAAGCCCCAGGGGGAAGAUGACCACUGGUGGCAGGUGAGCAUCACAGACUAUGUAGUGUUUGAUCAGGGAAGUCUGUUCCAGACUCUGAUCCAGGCCACUCAGAACAUGGCCACAGCCACCAAGGCCCCGGUGGAGCGGGUUGCAGAGUGCCUCCGCAUGGCCUUCCUGUCCCAGCAGUUCCAUUGCCAGCCCAGCCUGGUCUCCUCCAACACCAGCGGCGUCUGGAUUUCAUCCGGCAGGAACAACUUCCAUGUCGCCAAGGGCAGCCUCAGCGGUACUUUCUGGCAGGGUGUGGUACCCAGAGGAACCGUCUCAGCCACCAAGUGGGCAUUCGUCUAUUCCUCGGCUGUACUCAGUAAAGAAGGGAGCUUCCUGUGGCUGGGCCAGAGCAGGAAAGACCUGUUCUGUGUUUGGGACCAAGAUGGUCAGAUGCACCCCACCACAGUCCAACUGCCCCAGGACACAGAGAUGGUCCAGCUCUCUGCCUGCCGCGAUGCCCUGUGGGGAUUGGACCAACAUGGCCGCAUCCACAUCCGCACCCUCUCCACUAGCUGCCCCACCGGCAUGCACUGGAACCUACUGGACCUCAGCCAGCUCGAUCAGGUAAGGCUGGUCAGCGUAUCGUGUGGCAGUCAGAACGUGUGGGCGUGUGAUGGCAAUGGGAUGGUCUAUUUCCGCGUCGGUACGCAACCCCUCAACCCCAGCAUGAUGCUUCCUGCCUGGAUCUGUAUCGAACCACCAGAGCAGCCACUAGGAGUGCAUUUUAUUAGAAUCCACACCAGUCCCAACGACAGCAUGCUGUGGGCCAUGGACAACAGAGGGAAUGUACAUGUCCGCACUGGAAUCACGGACGAGAUGCCUAUCGGCACAGACUGGGAACACAUUCCAGGCUUGCAGGCCAGUCAGCUGGUGCUGAGUGUGAAGACUGUUUGGGUGCGCUGCCCCAACGGGGAGGUGGCGAGGCGCUAUGGUAUCACUGACAAGAACCCAGCAGGGGACUACUGGAAGAAGAUACCAGGCCUGCUCAACUGGCUGACAGUGACACCCAUGGAUGAGCUGUGGGCUGUGAGUGUGUCUGGAGGUCUGAGGCACCGGCUCACCGAGACCCUGGUGCACAACACCAUCAAUUCCCAUGUCAACACAGGCUCCCUGAGAGGAGAGGACCUGGAGGAGGAGUGGGAGGUCAUCUAAAGAAGACUGAAAUUGUGUUAUUCCCUAUAUAGUGCACUACAUUUGACUAGGGACCAUAGUGCAUAGGGCUCUGGUCAAGUCGUGGACUAUGAAGGGAAUAGGGUACUAUUUCUCACGUUUCUCCCCAACUGAAACAACCACUCUUUAUUAAUAUUCACUUUCACUACUGAAAUGGGCUGCAUUGCAUUUAUUGGUGGGCACUUUACCUACUGUAUGUCUUUUUAAUGUUAUCAUCCUAUGUACAUAAUAGAUUCUAAGGCAACUGCUAGGUGCUUAUGAAUCAGUACGGAUUGCACAAUGGCUCUGUGGACAGACCGGAUGGGAUAAUUGGUGUUACCAAGGGAACGGGGUGUCUCCCAGACCUCAUGCUGUGUACAACCAGUGUUUACUUUUAACCUAACCCAACCAAUCCCUAUUGAAUUGAAUUUAAGGAAUUAAUUGUUAUAUUAGUUAAAAAAUAAUCAUUAUUGGUGACAUUUUAGGAAGGCAAUAUUUUUCUUCAUUUUAGUUAGUUUGCACUUUAAUUGAAGUGGGAAGGUAACUGCACUCCCAGUACACAGCACUAGUCAAGACUUGCUACCCUGAGACCGUACACAGCAUUAGUCUAGACUUUAUACCCUAAGACAGUCUGUUAUUUUCUUACAAAACAUCCUCUCCCAAAGGAACUUACUGUAGCUCGUGUAUUGUUUUUUUACAUAUCGAUUUAUUCCGAUGAAUACGGUACGUACCACAACACACUUAGAGCCUUCCAAUAGUGUAUCUUCAAUUAAAUAUUUCGAUCUGUCAUUCCUCUAGUCCAGUUGAACCACUAUCACAGGAGUUAUAUAGGGCCAUGGUCUUUGAAUUAUGUUUUCAUGUUGUUUUAAAGGAAACUACAAUGGUAGUAUGAAGGAGAUCCAUUAUUUUUUUUACUGUUUAUAAUAACACAGAUGGAACGUGACUGUAAGUACUUGAAUGGAGAAAUGUAUCAUGUUAGUCACAGUGCAAGGGUACCAUAUAAGUGUAGGUGCUUACUGUGCACAUAUUGAUUGAUGCUUCAUUUUUUACUGUGGAAUACUGUGCUCACUAAGGAAGGGAUAUUUGCAGGAGUUUGUUCUGGGAGAUUUAUAACACGUGUAUUUUGUAUAACUACCAGAAAGGGAAACGAACCAAAUAAUUUAUUCCGUCUUAAUACAGCUACUGAAUAAUUAAGGGAGUCAUGCAUUUAAUGGUAUCAUAUUGUUGCUUCUGAAUACUGUACUCUAGUGCUAUUUAAUCCUUUAGGAGUUUGCCAGUUCAAUUCAGAUUGACAAAGUCCGGGCCAGAAGUAGUGCACAAUAUAGAUGAAUAGGGUGCCAUUUGUGAUGUAAAAUCAGAUUUAAUGACAGAUGUUUUACACUAGACAGGAAAACCCAAAGAUCGAGUUGAAGUAUCCCCUCUGUGUGUGUCUAUAUGGGAUACACAGCACUGCAAGUCCACUGAAUCCUGUUGUAUGAAUCCAUGCCUCUCCUCAGUAUGAAUGAACUUCCUUAAUAAAGGUGUUUACAGAGA